UAGAUCUAUCAUCUAGCUUAGACUUAGUAGCUAGUUGGCUAAUUAGGCUUAGUCAAGUUAUUUUUUAUCUAAUUACUUAUUUAUACUUUAUUUUUUUAUAUAGAAUUAUAGAUCUAGUGAUAGUCAGUGACUCAGGAUGAUGAUGUCGUUGAACUUGAAGCUAUUUAUUAUCAUCAUAGAUCUACUUAUUAUUAUAGUUUCAUUAAAAUCUACAUGUGCAAAUGGAAAUUCUGCCUGGCCCAACCGAGCUUCUGACUCUGACCAUGGCAACUAUUAUGAAAAACGUUAUGAACCCAACUGGAAAUCAAUUGAUUCUAGGCCUAUUCCUCAGUGGUAUGAUGAUGCCAAAAUAGGAAUUUUUCUGCAUUGGGGUGUGUUUUCUGUGCCCAGUUAUGCUGGAGCAUGGUUUUGGUAUUGGUGGCAAGGACCUGAGCCAAGACCUGAAAUAAUAGAGUUUAUGAAAAAAAAUUAUCCACCAGGAUUCACGUACGCAGACUUUGCACCGAUGUUUACUGCUGAAUUUUACAACCCAGAUGUGUGGGCAGAUAUUUUCAAAUCUUCUGGUGCCAAGUACAUUGUGCUGACAACUAAACACCAUGAAGGGUUCUGUAAUUGGCCUACUAACCACUCUUUUAAUUGGAAUGCUAUGGAUGUUGGACCCAGAAGAGAUCUAGUUGGCGAUCUUGCAGUUGCCGUUAGAAAGAGGGGAUUACGAUUUGGUGCCUACCACUCUCUGUUUGAAUGGUUUCAUCCACUUUAUUUGCAAGAUAAGGCCAACAAUUUCACCACUCAAAAUUUUGUUAGGACCAAAACCCUACCAGAAUUGUAUGAACUUGUCAAUACAUAUAAACCUGACAUUAUCUGGUCUGAUGGACCAGAUGGCCCAGAUACUUACUGGAAUGCAACACAAUUCAUAGCUUGGCUCUACAAUGAAAGCCCAGUGAAAGAUGAAGUAGUGACCAAUGACAGGUGGGGAAACAAUGGCAUUAUGUGCCAUCAUGGUGGCUAUUAUACUUGUGAUGAUCACUAUAACCCAAAAAGCCUCCAGAAACAUAAGUUUGAAGACCCAACUACCAUGGACAAAAAGGGCUGGGAGUAUAGAAGGGAUCUACAACUGAGUGAUAUACAGACCAUGGAGGAAGUUGUUGCUUUGAUUGCACAAGUAGUCAGCUGUGGUGGCAAUUUGUUGAUUAAUGUGGGACCCACAAAAGAAGGAACAAUUGUUCCAAUAUUUGAAGAGAGAUUACGACAGAUGGGAGAGUGGCUAGCAGUCAAUGGUGAAGCAAUCUAUGCCUCUAAGCCUUGGAGUCAUCAGAAUGAUUCCUAUAAUCCUGAUGUUUGGUAUACAUCAAAGAAAGCAGAAAAUGGAUAUGAUGUUUUUGCCAUAGUCCUCAAAUGGCCAACUACAUCUAAAUUGUUGCUAGCUGACCCUGUACCAUCAGAAGAUACUGUAAUCACUUUGUUGGGAUCCUCUAUUCCAUUCAAAUGGGCACACUCAGCUGAUGGUUUGGAGAUAAAUGUUCCUGCUAUUCCUGUGAAUAAAAUGCCAUGUAAAUGGGCCUGGACUUUCAAAUUAACUAAGAUUACAAACUAAUAAGACCUAAAAUGUUCUUUUAGUAUAAACUCUCCACACAUUAUAUUCAGUACUUUCAAUUAAUUUUCAUGGGAUCAGUUAAAUCAUUGAAGACUUAACUAUUUUCUACGGGGAGGGAGGGGUAGAUACAAGUUUUUGACACAUGCUUAGUUGUCUAAUGCUUUACUGUUUCGGAUGUGCCUUUAGAUUUGAAUAUAAUUACAUCAUAGCCUGGGGACAAUCAAGACCACCGAAUGACAGUCCAAAGUGCACACCACACAACCAGGCUGAAUGACAUCAUUAUGCACUUUGGGGGGACAGCAAGGCAUCAUAAAGCAGGCGUAGCCCAUGAACUGUAAUUUGGUAUAAUGACUCUGCUAAAUCUAUUGACAUAAAAAAAAAGUAACUAAAUA
Molecule: messenger RNA, 1986 nt
Organism: Biomphalaria glabrata
Lineage: Eukaryota; Metazoa; Mollusca; Gastropoda; Planorbidae
Product: alpha-L-fucosidase-like
Exons: 8
Coding region: 137-1594 (485 amino acids)
Biological process (GO): glycoside catabolic process; fucose metabolic process
Cellular component (GO): lysosome
Molecular function (GO): alpha-L-fucosidase activity
Source: RefSeq, a predicted model, not a curated record